Molecule: messenger RNA, 1722 nt
Organism: Glycine soja
Lineage: Eukaryota; Viridiplantae; Streptophyta; Magnoliopsida; Fabales; Fabaceae
Product: homeobox protein knotted-1-like 6
Exons: 5
Coding region: 513-1487 (324 amino acids)
Biological process (GO): regulation of DNA-templated transcription
Cellular component (GO): nucleus
Molecular function (GO): DNA binding; DNA-binding transcription factor activity, RNA polymerase II-specific
Source: RefSeq, a predicted model, not a curated record
GUGUGUCGCUGCUUCUCCUGGUUGUCGCUGCAGUUGCUUGCAUCCUCACGAAAAAAUCACUCUCCCCAUUACACUUUCUCUCUUUUCCGUUACUCGCCCCAAAUCCUAAACUCUAGUUCCACCCAUAUUUAUUUUUAUUUUAUUAUUAUUUUAUUCCAGAAAGAUUAAUUUAUUAUAAACAUCAGAUAAAAAUCUUCAUCUUCAUCGAUAUUAGUACCAGCAGUAGUGAACGUAAGUGUGGCGAUUUCACUUUUUUUUUUUAUUUGUCAAAAAUAAUUCCCUAUCUUCCCAGCUUCGCAUAAUAAAAAACUAGUUAGCGUGAAUCAUAAUCGUAAAAAUCAUAAAAGUAAAAGGCACUCAUCAUUUGUGAAUCGUGUUAACACUAGUAUAAUAAUAUUGUGAUGUGUUAUUGCUGUUGUUGUUGUUCGCUUUGCAAAUUAUUCUUCUAGAACACCGCCUCAGCCACACCACAAAGACGCAGAAAAGGCGAAGAAGCUAAACGACGCAACGUUAUGGAAGACGAAAUAUACGGCGUGUCAUCCACGGCGGAGUACACGGACAGGGCGCUGAUGACGCCGGAGAACAUAUUUCCGGCGGAGUACCACAGCUUCCUAAUGUCCUCCGCCGCCCGGACUCCAAUGUUCGGAUCCGACGAGUUUCUCUCCGCCGCCAUCGCCGUCACCGCCGGCAACGAAACCGAACCCUACCCUAACGUCUCCGUCGCACCAGAAAUUCAGCGCCACCACGACGCCUCUUCUCUCAUCAAAGCCAAAAUCGCCUCUCACCCUCACUACCCUCGUCUCCUCCAAGCCUACAUCGAAUGUCAGAAGGUUGGAGCGCCUCCAGAACUCACGUGUUUGUUAGAGGAAAUCCGACGAGAAAACGACGUUCGCCAGAGGGACGUUGUUGUUUCCACGUGCGUUGGAGCCGAUCCCGAACUCGACGAGUUCAUGGAAACCUACUGUGACAUGCUGGUGAAAUACAAAUCUGAUCUGACGCGGCCUUUUGACGAAGCCACCACCUUCCUCAACAAGAUCGAAACUCAGCUUACCGAUCUCUGCAGCCGUUCUUCUCUUCCAACUCUUUACGAUGAUGGGGGUGUGUCUUCAGAAGAAGGUUUUAGUGCUGGAGAUGGUGAUCCCCAAGAUGGCCAAUUACGGAGUGAAGAUCGAGAGCUGAAGGAUAGGCUUUUACGUAGGUUUGGAAGUCACGUUGGAUCUUUGAAAUUGGAAUUUUCAAAGAAGAAAAAGAGGGGUAAGCUGCCGAAAGACGCUAGGCAAACACUACUUCAGUGGUGGAAUAUUCACUACAAAUGGCCUUACCCUACGGAAGGUGAUAAGAUUGCACUGGCUAAAUCAACUGGAUUAGACCAGAAGCAAAUUAACAACUGGUUUAUUAAUCAGAGAAAGCGCUACUGGAAACCAUCUGAGAACAUGCCGUUCUCUAUGGUGGAUGGUCUGACCGGUCGGUUCCUUACUGAUGAAUGAGGUGUGUCCAUGUGCAUGGCUCGUACACUCUCAAAUGUAUAUCCUAAUUAAUUAUUAUUUCCUGUGCUUUCUUCUGUAAAUUCUGAAAGCAGAAGGGGUUGACAUUGAAAUACUUGAUUACUUCCCUGCAAAAAAAAUUGGGGAAUGAUAGUGUAAUUUAUUCGCUUCACUUGUAUUCUUGAAUCUUGAUAAAUAACUUCUGAUGACAUCGGGAAUGGAAUGCUUUUGUUGUUUU